Messenger RNA from Perkinsus marinus ATCC 50983, 867 nucleotides. RefSeq lists its product as hypothetical. The transcript has a single exon. The record is from RefSeq and is a predicted model, not a curated record. Lineage: Eukaryota; Perkinsozoa; Perkinsida; Perkinsidae. Bases 1 to 867 code for a protein of 288 amino acids.
AUGGCAUCCAAUGUCGACGUUCGCCUCACUCGCCCUCCCCUCUGUCCCCUUGUCGCCCGAUGGUACUUCUUCUAUCCGUUUGCCAAUACUCCACCUCGUGACCUGUGCGCCUCGUCUCGUGACUCUGAAGGACCUACUAGAGUGUUGCUAUUCGGAUGUGGUGAUAUCAUAUCCCUAGGCCAUACCUUCCUCCUCAACCAGACAUGUGCUCAUGCCGAGGCUUGGGCGUCUACUCCCCUGAAGGCAGUUUACUGUGAUACCGAACCUGCUAUCAUCGCUCGAGACCUGGUCUAUUUCCAGCUUUUACUAAAUGCUGUUUCUAGCGAGAUGGAGGUGGACCACCGCUUGUCUCCUCGGGAUGCCUUGGUUGCUUGGGAGGGGGUGUAUGGUAUGUUCAUCACUGAACAGGUCGCUGAUCAGCUGAAGGACGCUAUCUGUGACGUAAGCGAAGCACCACUGAAAGAUUCCAAGGACUGGCUGUGUUCAGAACUCGGAGGAUGUGGUGUUCAUGUUAGUAACAUGAACACCGCAGCCUGUAAUACAGGCGAUAGAGAUAGAGUCAUUAAGCUGCUGUGUUGGUGGUUGAACCACUGGUUCAAACUGCUUGAUGGAAGGAUCUGCCUUGGAAGAGCUUCCACCUCUAGAGUCUGCGAGUUGCGACGUCUGCUGUACGACAAAUUCUCUACGAAGCCGGAAGGCGGAAAGCUGAGUCCUCGCGUAGAGGCCGUUGCUCCGGCCUUAAGUCUCGAUGGUGUCGAGGAGGCCAUAAAGCACUAUAGUCGGCUUGGUUUCGCGGGCGUAUCCAUUGGGCGCUUCGGUCCAUCUCUGUCCCCUUGUGAUGGUGCUCAUUAUGAGCACUCUAUGUAG